Molecule: messenger RNA, 1913 nt
Organism: Penaeus chinensis
Lineage: Eukaryota; Metazoa; Arthropoda; Malacostraca; Decapoda; Penaeidae
Product: carbohydrate sulfotransferase 3-like
Exons: 6
Coding region: 518-1837 (439 amino acids)
Biological process (GO): N-acetylglucosamine metabolic process; sulfur compound metabolic process
Molecular function (GO): N-acetylglucosamine 6-O-sulfotransferase activity
Source: RefSeq, a predicted model, not a curated record
UCUGUCGGGUUGCAGCGACUGGCCGUGGUCGUGGGAGCCUGCGCUCAGUUGGAAACGUGACACAUGCGCACACACGCUCAACCACGUACAGUCCUACAUGUGUUUAUAUGUGUGCGUGCGCGCUCACCACAAGCAUCCAAAUCAUGGUUACAGGAUUCAUUUGUAAGGAAGGCACAGUCGUCUCCCAAGAGAAGGAGGCCACCGGGUUGCAAACCAACAUGGAUGAAAAAGCGACGCAACUAUUUGGAAAAUAAUCAAGCUCAAUGAAUAUCGGAUGGAGACAAAGUAUGACCCGCAUACAAAGAAACAUUCUUAUGACUGAAAAAUAGAUAUAUAACUAAACAACCAAGUUAACAAAUAAACAAGAUAUCUACAAUGUGCCAAUAAACAUCGUUAGCAACACAGGUGCAACACGGAGAAGUUACAAAGUCAAGUUCAAAGCAACAUUGCGAAACUUCCAAAGAAAACGGAGUGAGGCCUUUUUAGGAGAGCGCUUCCACGUGCGAAGCUGGCAACAAUGGCAAGCGUAGGCAGACCUCUACACAAAAAGUUCAGCGUCAAGCUACUGUUACUGCUCCUAAUCGUAGUUUUAGUCACACACCACUUCAUGGCCGGCGUACUAACACAGACUACACAGCGCCGAGAUGCCAACUGGAAUUCAAACAACAGUCAAAUAUUAAAGAAUAAUGAAGACUGUGAUCAGAAAGAAAACUCUAUAGUUACAGAGAAGAUACAGAAAACUACGGAUAAUCAAGCGGAGCAGACAGUGCGAACGACGGAGACAGAGAACACCAUCACAUUUACGAACAGAGCACCGUCGUCUCGAGAUAAAUCCCCGGGAAAUGGGACACAAGACCAAACUGAUACAGACCGCAGAGUUGCAACGGCACGCCCUGCGGCCGCCCCGGAACCGCCGAAGGUCCGCCACCCUCCGAACAUCCUCCUCUUGAGUUCGAUGGGCCGCAGCGGGUCGAGCUUCCUGGGCGGCCUCCUCAACUCCCAACCCGGGUCCUUCUACAUCUUCGAGCCGCUGCACAGCCUGGAGGCGCGGCGCAUGCUCUCGGACGCCGUGGCACGAGAGACCUUCACGCAAAUCGCCAGCUGCAACUUCACCGGCUCUCUCCUCAGUGGGUUGGCGUCGGAACCGGACUUCGCCAUCCGCACUCCUUCCGCUUACUCUUGCAAACACACGAAAAAGGCAAAUCAGACUUGCUUCGACGCCAAAAAACUGAAGCAAGCGUGCGACAAACUGCCCAUUAAAAUCAUCAAGACCAUUAGAACGAGAGUGGCGUGGUUGGAGCCUCUCCUGCGGGACCCGAGAGCUAAUCUCCUGGCCAUCCACUUGGUGCGGGAUCCGAGGGCGUCCAUCAUAUCGGCCAUCGAGCGGGAUUGGAACGUGAGGCCUGAGAGGAAGUGCAGCGAGUUGGAGGACGACCUGCUCAGCGGACUCCAGCUCGAGAAGUUGCUGCCGGGAAGGUACAUGACAGUGCGCUAUGAGGACCUGUGUGAAGACCCCUACAAGAUGGCGCGCAUCAUCUUCUCCUUCUUGGGAUAUAAGACACUGCCCUUGUCGACGCUCAGCUUCCUCGAAAAAUCGACGGCGAAGAGCGACGGCCAAACCUACGGCAUCCGGCGGGACACGUCGAAGCAGCAGCAGAAGUGGCGGCAGGAGAUCACGACGGAGCAGCUGCAGGGCAUCGAGGAAGCGUGUGCCUCCGCCAUCGCCGCCGUCGGCUUCAACCUGUUCGCGGACAUCGGGCGCGCGAGGAACCUGUCGGUGCCUCUCUACGACCCCGCGAAGGCCAGCGUCUUUUUCCCCUAUUAUGGCGGGCGAUGAGACGAGACAGGAUGAGUUUUGAUUUUGUUUUCGUGUCGCUCUGUUUGACUGGACUUUACGAGUGGGAGGGGGGGGG